This is a messenger RNA of Truncatella angustata, 2658 nucleotides long. RefSeq names its product aminopeptidase 2. The coding region runs from base 1 to 2658 and encodes 885 amino acids. The transcript has 2 exons. Gene Ontology annotation, biological process: peptide catabolic process; proteolysis. NCBI's taxonomy places the organism in Eukaryota, Fungi, Ascomycota, Sordariomycetes, Amphisphaeriales, Sporocadaceae. Gene Ontology annotation, molecular function: peptide binding; zinc ion binding; metalloaminopeptidase activity. The record is from RefSeq and is a predicted model, not a curated record. Gene Ontology annotation, cellular component: cytoplasm.
AUGUGCAGACUUGCCGGCGGCGAUAUCGAGCACACGGGCGGUGCAAACCCGGAUCCUACCCAGGGUCGCGAACUCUUGCCCACCAAUGUCAUCCCGAAACACUACCACGUAACACUAGAGCCCGAUUUUGAGAAGUUCACAUUCAAGGGAACCGUCUCUAUCGAGUUCGAUGUUAAGGAAGAGAGCAAAUCAGUUUCACUGCAUUCGCUGGAGAUCGACAUCCACAGCGCCCACAUCAAGGACGGUGACAAGAUCGUGACCUCCUCAUCCGCGAUCACAUACGAUGAGUCCAAGCAGGUUUCCAAGAUCGACCUAAAGGAUGCGCUGCCUGCGGGCGGCAAUGCCACUCUGGAGGUCAAGUUCACUGGCCAGCUUAACGACCAGAUGGCCGGUUUCUACCGUUCAACAUACAAGAAGCCUGACGGGACCGAGGGUAUUCUGGCCACAAGUCAGAUGGAGGCCAACGAUUGCCGCCGUGCGUUCCCAUGCUUCGACGAGCCUCUGCACAAGGCCCUUUUCACCGUCACCCUCAUUGCAGACAAGCACCUCACGUGUUUGAGCAACAUGGAUGUUGAAUCUGAGUCUGAGGUCACCUCGGAAUUCACUGGCGCAACCAAGAAGGCUGUCAAAUUCAACCCCACUCCGUUGAUGUCUACUUACCUGGUCGCCUUCAUCAUCGGCGAACUGAACUACAUUGAGACCAAGAAAUUCCGAGUACCGAUCCGAGUCUAUGCCCCGCCGAGCUCAGACAUUGAGCAUGGUCAAUUCUCCCUCGAACUUGCUGCUCGAACUCUCGAGUACUACGAGAAGAUCUUCGGUGCCGAAUUUCCUCUACCCAAGAUGGACAUGGUUGCCAUUCCAGAUUUUGCUGCCGGAGCCAUGGAGAACUGGGGUCUUAUCACCUACCGAGUUGUUGAUCUCCUCUAUGACGAGAAGACAAGCGGUGCAGCUAUGAAGGAGCGAGUCGCCGAGGUCGUGCAACACGAGUUGGCCCACCAGUGGUUCGGAAACUUGGUCACCAUGGACUGGUGGGAGGGUCUCUGGCUCAAUGAGGGUUUCGCAACAUUGAUGAGCUGGCUGAGCUGCAACUACUUCUACCCUGAAUGGAAGGUUUGGGAGAACUAUGUUACAGACAACCUACAGAGCGCUCUGGGACUGGACUCGCUUCGCAGCAGUCAUCCUAUUGAGGUUCCCGUCAAGCGCGCUAGCGAAGUCGAUCAGAUUUUCGACGCCAUCUCGUACUCGAAAGGGUCAUGUGUCCUUCGUAUGAUCUCCACCUAUCUUGGAGAGGAGAUUUUCUUGGAUGGUGUGAGACGUUACAUCAAGAAGCACGCCUACGGCAAUACUCGGACGGAGGACCUGUGGGCAGCUCUUGAGGAGGCCAGUGGCAAGCCUGUCAAGGACAUCAUGUCGAUUUGGACCAAGAACGUCGGUUACCCUGUCGUACAAGUCACGGAGAACGAUGACAAAUCAAUCCACGUCAAGCAGAACCGUUUCCUAAGGACGGGUGACGUGAAGCCAGAAGAGGAUCAGGUCUUGUAUCCUGUCUUCCUGGGCCUGCGGACAAAGGAUGGCAUCGACGAGGAGAUUACGCUAUCCAAGAGGGAAGACAACUUCCCAGUGAAUGAUCUGGACUUCUUCAAACUCAAUGCCAACCACACCAGCAUCUACCGAACCUCAUACUCCCCCGAGCGUCUCAAGAAGCUUGGUGAGGCUGCCAAACAAGGCCUGUUGAGCGUCGAGGAUCGUGCUGGUAUGAUCGCCGACGCCGGAGCUCUGGCUGUCUCGGGGUAUCAGAAGACAUCUGGAGUGUUGAACCUGCUGAAGGGAUUCGACACUGAAGACUCCUUCGUGGUUUGGAGCGAGAUCAUUGCCCGUGUGGCUACAGUCCAGUCCGCUUGGACCUUUGAGGACAAGUCAGUGAAGGACGGUCUUGAGGCUUUCGUCAAAGACCUUGUCAGUGAGAGAGCCCACAAGCUCGGAUGGAACUUUAGCGACAAGGAUGGCCACGUUGAGCAACAGUUCAAGGCCAUGGUCUUCGGUGCCGCUGGCAUGGCUGGUGACAAACAAAUCGUCACCGCUGCCAAAGAUAUGUUCAGCAAGUACGCGGCUGGUGAUAAGUCGGCUAUUCACCCAAAUAUCCGUGGGAGUGUCUUCGGCAUGGCCUUGAAGUAUGGUGGAAAAGAGGAGUACGAAGCAAUUCUGGGCUUAUUCAGGAACUCUACCAACAGUGACGAGCGCAACACAGCUCUGCGAAGCUUGGGUCGCGCCAAGGACCCCGAAUUGAUUCAGCGCACCCUUGACAUCAUCCUUUCAGGCGAAGUCAAGAGUCAAGACUUGUACCUUCCUGCAAGCGGUCUUCGCACCCACACCGAGGGUAUCGAGGCUCUGUUCAAGUGGAUGACGGACAAGUGGCCCGAUCUCUCCAAGCGUCUGAAUGGCAAUGCCAACAUUCUUGGCAGUAUGGUCACUAUCUGCACCAGCAGCUUCGCCAAGCAGGAGCAACUUGACAAGGUUGAUGCUUUCUUCAAGGAUAUCGACACUAAGAUGUUUGUCCAGCCCCUUGCCCAAAGCAAGGAUGCGAUCAGGAGUAAGAUCGCGUGGGUGGGCCGUGAUCGGGAUGAUGUCGCUGCCUGGGUCAAGGAUAACGGGUACUGA